AUCCUUCAGUCGCUCAAAAAGCAAGAAGUUUCCUCACAACCACAACAUCAAAACGAGAUGGUCGUGUUAUGGAUUACACUGCUUUGUCUUCAUCCAGUAUAUACGCUGACAGCGGUGAAAACAGUUCAACUUGGGCAACCAGCAACUUUUACAUGUGUUGUACCUGAUGACUUCAACGGUUUACAAAUCUAUUGGUACAAGCAACAUCCUGGAGAUACUCUGAAUAUAAUUGCGACAUCAUGGUCAUCUACAGCACCACAGUUUGCACCAGGUUUAAAUUUAAGAUUUGACUUGCGUACUGAUAACAGUUUUAGUAACCUGACUAUUUUGAGGACAGUUGAAGAGGAUGAAGGAAUGUACCACUGUGGAAUCGCAGAGGUGCUUAAGACUAAAUGGAGUGGGACAUAUUUGUUAGUAGAAGGAAACACUGAGAGGACUGUUGUUCAGACAGUAUCAUAUCCAGUCCGUCCAGGAGACUCAGUGACUCUCCAGUGUUCAGUCCUCUCCGACUCUGAGAACAAGACGUGUCCAGGAGAUCUCAGUGUGUUCUGGUUCAGAGCUGGAUCACAGACAUCUCAUCCAAACAUCAUCUACACGGAUGGAGAUAUGAGUAAUAAAUGUGAGAAGAGAUCUGAGACUCAGAAGAGAUGUGUCUACAGCUUCUCUAAGGAUGUCAGCUCCUCUGAUGCUGGGACUUACUACUGUGCUGUGGCCACAUGUGGAGAGAUUUUAUUUGGAAAUGGAACUAAACUAGAGACUGCUCACGCAGCAGGUUCUGAAUUAGUUGCGCUGGUGAUAACAACAAUCUGCUUGGCCAUAUGUAUGAUCGCACAUUUUGUUUUCAUCUGUUGUCAAACUCCAAGAGCAAUGUGUGAACAAUAUGAAGGAAUAGAAAGCACCUCUUCACAAGUUCUAUUUGUCUGGCGGGAAAACUACAAGACAAAUGAAGCAGAAAAGGCUCAAGAGUGAAGGAAAUGUUUCUGUCCCUGGAUAUGUGAAUAUGAGUUUGUGUUUCUGUGGCCUGGUUUGUAUCACUAACCCUUUGUGUGAAUAAGAAAAAAUGUUGUGGGUUGUUAUUUUAUUUUACUUUAUUUUUUAGCAAGAAAGGGAUGUUUCAUGAAAGUUUAUUUUACAUUAACUUUUAUUUUAAGCUUGUUUUUAUUUUUCAUAUAAAUAUAUCUUAAUACCUAGACCUAUAAUGACAUAGUAAUAAUAUUAACUUUUUAUUGUAUUUCUUGUGUACUUUAUUAUAGUUGUCCCACAUUAUCAUAAUAGCAAUUGAUGUCUAACCAUCUUAAAAAUAAAUAAAUAAAAAGCUUUCUAUGAAGAAGUCUA
Molecule: messenger RNA, 1335 nt
Organism: Mugil cephalus (flathead mullet)
Lineage: Eukaryota; Metazoa; Chordata; Actinopteri; Mugiliformes; Mugilidae
Exons: 5
Coding region: 58-969 (303 amino acids)
Biological process (GO): response to bacterium
Source: RefSeq, a predicted model, not a curated record